AUGGAGCGCGGGACGGCCCAGGCCCGCGGGGGCGCGGAGCCCGGCUUCUUGCGGGUGCUGUCGGCGCCGAGCGGGGCGGCGGGGUCUUGCGCGCGGGUGCAGGAGCCGGACUUAAGGCAGUGGGGCCUGGCAGGGAUUACUUUGCGUCCUUAUCAGCUGGAGGGAGUAAACUGGCUGGCGCAGCGCUUCCUCUGUCAGAAUGGCUGCAUCCUUGGAGAUGAGAUGGGCCUGGGAAAGACCUGCCAGACCAUUGCUUUCUUCAUUUAUUUGAUUGGAAGACUAAAUGAUGAAGGACCAUUUCUGAUCCUUUGUCCUUUGUCUGUUUUGAGCAACUGGAAAGAAGAGAUAGAGAGAUUUGCUCCAAGUUUGUCAUGUGUGACAUACACGGGUGACAAGGAGGAGCGAGCCCGCUUACAGCAAGACCUCAAUCAGGAGCUUCAUUUUCAUGUGCUGCUAACUACUUUUGAGUUCUGCUUGAAAGACGCAUCAUUUCUAAAAUCCUUCUCUUGGAGUGUUCUUAUUGUGGAUGAAGCACACAGGUUGAAAAACCAAAGCUCCUUAUUGUAUCAGACACUUUCUGAGUUCUCAGUAACUUUCAGUCUGCUGCUGACCGGCACUCCUGUCCAGAACAGCCUCCAGGAGCUUUACUCACUCCUCAGUUUCGUGGAGCCUGAUACCUUUUCCAAGGAACAAGUGGAAGAUUUUAUUCAGCGUUACCGGAAUAUUGCGAAUGAGUCAGAAUCAGGCAAUGAACUGCACAAAGUCUUGCAGCCUUUUCUGCUGCGGCGAGUGAAAGCUGAGGUGGCGACAGAGCUUCCCAAGAAGACAGAGGUUGUGCUAUAUCAUGGCAUGUCUGUGCUGCAGAAAAAGUACUACAAGGCUAUUCUGAUGAAAGACCUAGAUGCCUUUGAUAAUGAGACGGCGAAGAAAGUUAGACUUCAGAAUAUCUUGUCCCAGCUUCGGAAGUGUGUGGAUCACCCAUAUUUGUUUGAUGGGGUGGAACCUGAGCCUUUUGAGGUUGGAGACCACCUGAUUGAGGCCAGUGGGAAACUUCAUCUGCUGGACAAACUGCUGGCAUUCCUGUAUUCCAGGGGCCAUCGAGUUUUGCUUUUCUCCCAAAUGACCCAAAUGUUGGAUAUUCUCCAAGAUUACAUGGAUUAUAGAGGUUACAGUUAUGAGCGUGUGGAUGGCUCUGUGAGAGGAGAAGAGAGACACCUCGCCAUCAAGAACUUUGGCCAACAGCCCAUUUUUGUCUUUCUCCUGAGUACGAGGGCAGGUGGUGUUGGCAUGAAUUUAACAGCAGCAGACACUGUGAUUUUUGUGGAUAGUGAUUUCAAUCCUCAGAAUGACCUGCAGGCAGCUGCCAGGGCUCACCGAAUUGGCCAGAACAAGACUGUCAAAGUUAUUCGGCUGAUUGGUCGUGAUACCGUGGAAGAGAUUGUGUACCGGAGAGCAGCCUCUAAGCUGCAGCUCACCAACACCAUCAUGGAAGGACAUUUUACUAUGGGUGCUCAGAACACUGUGGCCAGCCUCCAGUUGAGUGAGAUCCUCAAGUUUGGUUUGGAUAAACUGCUGUCAUCUGAAGGAAGCACUAUGGACACUGUGGACCUGGAAUCAAUUCUGGGGGAAACAGAAGAUGGCCAGUGGGUCUCUGGAGCCUUGUCAACCGCAGAAGGAGGAAACAGUGAGGAAGAGGAAGGAAAAAACCAUAUGUACUUCUUUGAAGGCAAAGAUUACUCUAAGGAGCCUAGUAAAGAAGACAGAAAAUCAUUUGAACAACUCGUGACUCUUCAGAAAACGCUGCUGGAGAAAACUAGUCAAGAGGGAUGGUUACUCCGAAACAAAGGCAGUGUUCUUGUCCCGGGUCUGCUGGAGGGCUCCACCAGAAGGAAGCGGGUUCUGAGCCCGGAGGAGCUGGAAGACAGAAGAAAGAAAAGACAAGAACUAGCAGCCAAGAGAAAGAGACUAAUAGAGGAGAAGAAAAGGAAGAGGGAAGAAGCGGAACAUAAGAAAAAGAUGGCCUGGUGGGAGUCCAACAAUUACCAGUCCUCCUGCCUGCCUUCUGAAGAGAGUGACUCAGAGGAUCUGGAGGAUGGGGAAGAUGAUCAGUCUGUCCCGCCAAGUGAGGAAGAUGCAGACGGGCCCUCCAUCAAGUACAUCAGUGGUGAUGUUACCCACCCACAGGCUGGGCCGGAAGAUGCUGUCAUCGUUCACUGCGUAGAUGACUCUGGUCGCUGGGGCAGAGGUGGCUUGUUCACAGCUCUGGAAACACGAUCUGCAGAGCCAAGAAAAAUCUAUGAGUUGGCUGGGAAGAUGAAAGACUUGAGUUUAGGAGAUGUUCUUUUAUUUCCCAUUGAUGAUAAAGAAUCAAGAAACAAGGGGCAAGAUUUGUUGGCCUUGAUUGUGGCUCAGCACCGGGAUCACUCCAAUGCCCUGUCUGGCAUUAAGAUGGCUGCCCUAGAAGAGGGUCUGAGGAAGAUAUUUUCAGCAGCAAAGAAAAAGAAAGCAAGCGUUCAUCUUCCACGAAUUGGAUAUGCCACAAAAGGUUUUAACUGGUAUGGCACUGAGCGACUUAUCAGGAAACACUUGGCUGCAAAAGGCAUCCCGACUUACAUAUACUACUUUCCCAGAAGCAAGACUUGACCCUUUUAGCAGGCAGCAGUGUCUGCUUCCUCAGGAUCCCUACCUGGUCCUGCAUCAGGUUCAGACACCAGCUAAUAGGAUAAUAAAAUAUUUGCUCAGAGUUGCUAUAGUAGCAUAUUUCAGAAAUUUGCAGGGCUUCUUGUUUUCUCUUGAAUUCUACUUUUGUUCUCCAGGAUGGUCUCUGAUUUGGUACCUGUAAUACAGGAUGCACAGCUUGUAAGGGAAAGUCCUUGGGCAGCUUGCCUGGACUAUCAGGGUGUUGCAGAACUAGUUUCAACUUAAUAAAUGUUCUGCCUUGAAUGGCUUUACUGUCCCC
This is a messenger RNA of Suncus etruscus (white-toothed pygmy shrew), 2959 nucleotides long. RefSeq names its product chromodomain helicase DNA binding protein 1 like (gene CHD1L). Gene Ontology annotation, cellular component: nucleus. Gene Ontology annotation, molecular function: ATP binding; DNA helicase activity; ATP-dependent chromatin remodeler activity. The record is from RefSeq and is a predicted model, not a curated record. NCBI's taxonomy places the organism in Eukaryota, Metazoa, Chordata, Mammalia, Eulipotyphla, Soricidae. Gene Ontology annotation, biological process: DNA repair; chromatin remodeling. Bases 1 to 2643 code for a protein of 880 amino acids. The transcript is spliced from 23 exons.